AUACAUAUUGUUUUGUUUAGGAAUAUUCCCAUUGGUUUGCCUAAUCUACCUCAACUACAACAUUUACAUUUCCAUGCGCAAACUCAAAGACAGCCUUUUAAAUAGAAGAAAUCUAGGAACAGAAAGAGAGGCGGCAAAAAGACGAAGAAUUCAACAGAAUAAGGACUGUAAUCUAGCCGUGGUUCUUAUAUUCACAAUCUUCAUGUUUCUCCUCUGUAACACACCAAGGGUGAUGUCUAGCCUGAUAGAAGCGUAUACUAUCAAGGCUGAACUGGCUUGUCAGCAGAAACAAAAGAUCUACAGAGGGAUCUGGUAUCUAUAUACCCAGCUAGUGGUUCAGUUCUUGAUGCUUAUUAACAGUUCUAUGAAUCUACCGAUAUAUCUGGGACUAAGUACUCACUUUCGAACAACUCUAAUCCAAAGCUUCUGCAGGCAGGGUUCAACUCCAGGACGAGGUGGGGGUUCUCCAUGUACUGUUCAAACAGCUGCUGUUCAUGACAGGAGUCCAGGAAACAAGCUGGUUCUCCUGAAUCAGGAAUCUUGUGUAAAAUCCUCCCAGAUCAACAUACUCCACCAAGAGACUAUAGAACUCUCUACUGUGGCCUCAGUUAGGUUACAAGAUAACCCCACACCCUGAUUUUCACUCAGCUUGUUCAUGGUGGGGUCCCACGGAUCAUGACGGUUAUUAACAACUUCCAAUCACGAAGAGUUAAGAUGUCUCCGAAGAAUGAAAAGAAAUUGAAAUAUUGAAACAUGGAGUAGACAGUUCAUCGAUUUAAUCCUCGCACAAUGAAUUCAAGAGAGUUUCCUUUCUUGCAUUUACUUUAAACCCCUCUCCUAGAGGAACUAAACCCAUGUAUUCCAGAGGAACUAAACCCUGUAUCCUAGAGGAACUAAACCCUGUGUCCUAGGGGACCUAAACCCUGUGUCCUAGAGGAACUAAACCCAUGUAUUCCAGAGGAACUAAACCCAUGUAUCCUAGAGGAACUAAACCCUUGUAUCCUAGAGGAACUAAACCCAUUUAUCCUAGAGAAACUAAACCCAUUUAUCCUAGAGAAACUAAACCCUUGUAUCCUAGAGGAACUAAACCCUUGCAUCCUAGAGGAACUAAACCCUUAUAUCCUAGAGGAACAAAACCCUUGUAUCCUAAAGGAACUAAACACUUGUAGCCUAGAGGAACUAAGCCCAUGUAUCCUAGAGAAACUAAACCCUUGUAUCCUAGAGGAACUAAACAUAUCUUAUCCUAGAGAAUCUAAACCAUUGUAUCCCGUAGGAGCUAAACCCUGUAUCCUGGAGAAACUAAACCCAUAUCCUAGAGGAACUAAACCCUGUAUCCCAGAGGAACCAAAACCUUUUUAUCAAAAAGGAACUGAACCCAUGUAUCCUGAGGAACUAAACCCAUGUAUCUUGAGAAACUACACCCAUGUUUCCUAGAGGAACUAACCCCUUGUAUCCUAGAGGAACUAAACUUUUGUAUCCUAGAGGAACUAACCCCUUGUAUCCUAGAGGAACUAAGCCGUUGUAUCCAAGAGAAACUAAACUGUUGUAUCCUAGAGGAACUAAACACUUGUACCCUAGAGCAACUAAACCCUUGUAUCCUAGAGGAACUAAACCCGUGUAUCCUAGAGGAACUAAACCCUUUUAUCCUAGAGGAACUAAACUUUGUAUCCUAGAGGAACGAAACCCUUGUAUCCUAGAGGAACUAAAUCUUGUAUCCUAGAGGAACUAAACCUUGUAUCCUAAAGGAACUAAACCCUGUAUCCUAGAGAAACUAAACCUUUGUAUCCUAGAGGAACUAAACCCUUGUAUCCUAGAGGAACUAAACCUUGUAUCCUAGAGGAACUAAACCCUUGUAUCCUAGAGGAACAAAACCUUGUAUCCUAGAUGAACUAAACCCUUUUAUCCAAGAUGAAAUGUCUAAUUUUAAAUUUUCUACAUAAAAGGAUUUUCCAAACUUUGAAGGAAAAUUAGUGACCUUUGAUACUAUAAUCUCAGAGAUGAAAAGAGAUUCAGUACUUUUCAUUGAAUCAGAGAGGUUCAAACUUUUGGUGGAAACUAAGUUAAACUUCAGAAACCUUUUUUUAUUGACGGAGUUUCCUGAGGCCGAAUUUUAAGAAUUUGAGCCCCAGCUUAAAUUUAAGCCG
This is a messenger RNA of Eurytemora carolleeae, 2144 nucleotides long. RefSeq lists its product as uncharacterized. Gene Ontology annotation, molecular function: G protein-coupled peptide receptor activity. The record is from RefSeq and is a predicted model, not a curated record. The transcript has 8 exons. Lineage: Eukaryota; Metazoa; Arthropoda; Copepoda; Calanoida; Temoridae. The coding region runs from base 74 to 637 and encodes 187 amino acids.